UCUUUCCCAUGGUGACAUCAUGGCAAAUUCCCAAACUGGACGGACCCGGCUCAGGUGACAGCCAUAUGGGCCGAGCCGGCCCGGGCCGGCCUGGGUGCCAGCUGGAGGGGCUGGGUCCUGAGCCCUGCCGGGCCAGCGCCCUGGGGGCGGGGUUCUUCUCCGCUCUCCCUUCGCACGGACUGUGCCCUCGGCGGGCAGGCAGACCGGCACGGUAGGGCUCGGGCCGGGCUUCUCUGGGCCAAGGAUCAAUGUCCCUGGCUGGGGUAGGCCCCCAAGCAUUCCAGUCUUCCUGACCUGGCUUCUGAAGAGGGCGCAGUAGAGCCACUGGAGAGAGCCGGACAAGACGCCGCCUCGGCCGGAGGUGGGACCUAUCGUGUUGCCGCCCGGGGCGGAGUUAUUUGGACCUGAGACCCGCCCUUAAUACUGCAGCCUCUCGGAAGGAACCGUUCGGGGCGGAAGUUAAGAAGCCCCGAGAGCUAGGUGGCGGAAGUGGCCGCGUUCCUGCUUGUCCGUGCGCAUGCGUUAUUCUAUUUCUUAGCCGCCGCUCUUCAAGCGCUUCUUUUUCCUUUCUCCUCUUUACCUCCACGCGAGGGGGUGCGCGUACCCCUAGUCGUCGUGGUCGUGCUCUCAGCCCCUCCGCUAUUUUCGUGGCCCCCUCACCAUGGCGGGCAUCCUGUUUGAGGAUAUUUUUGAUGUAAAAGACAUUGAUCCGGAGGGCAAAAAGUUUGACCGAGUGUCUCGACUGCAUUGUGAGAGUGAAUCUUUCAAGAUGGACCUCAUAUUAGAUGUAAACAUUCAGAUUUACCCUGUAGACUUGGGUGACAAGUUCCGGUUGGUCAUAGCCAGUACUUUGUAUGAAGAUGGUACUCUGGAUGAUGGUGAAUACAACCCUACAGAUGACAGGCCUUCCAGGGCUGACCAAUUUGAGUAUGUAAUGUAUGGGAAAGUGUACAGGAUUGAGGGAGAUGAAACUUCUACUGAAGCAGCAACACGCCUCUCUGCCUACGUGUCCUAUGGGGGCCUGCUCAUGAGGCUGCAGGGUGAUGCCAACAAUCUGCAUGGAUUUGAAGUGGAUUCCCGAGUUUAUCUGCUGAUGAAGAAACUGGCCUUCUGAACCACCUAGGGAGCCAGGCUUGCUGCUUAGUCACGCAGGUCAUGGACGUUUGUUCAAGCCCGAGUAGCAGUUGCUGUUGUUCACCUGUUCAGGAGGGGCUGGCUCUCCGUCCACUGUGGGUGCAUCUUUAGGAGGUCUGGACUCAAUGGGAAACUGACUUGCCUGCAAAAGACCCAGUGGGAGAGCUUAAAAUGAAUCAGAAGUUGUUUUAUGUAUAUGAUUUUUUAAAUUAAACUUUACUUUUUCAGACUCUU
Mesoplodon densirostris (Blainville's beaked whale) is the source of this 1368-nucleotide messenger RNA. RefSeq names its product RNA polymerase II, I and III subunit H (gene POLR2H). Gene Ontology annotation, molecular function: DNA-directed RNA polymerase activity. Gene Ontology annotation, biological process: DNA-templated transcription. Gene Ontology annotation, cellular component: RNA polymerase I complex; RNA polymerase III complex; RNA polymerase II, core complex. The record is from RefSeq and is a predicted model, not a curated record. Lineage: Eukaryota; Metazoa; Chordata; Mammalia; Artiodactyla; Ziphiidae. The transcript is spliced from 5 exons. The coding region runs from base 662 to 1114 and encodes 150 amino acids.